UUAUUUAAAAUGUUCCCGAUACUGAUUGACUGACGUGUAUUUCAAAUUGACAAACAUCAGAAAUCAGAACAGCAACAUUUCGAGCCGGUUUGUUAAUGACCCACUAAAGAUGAAUUAUUAUCUUUGUCCCUAUCGCAACUUAAGUUUUGCUUUUUUACUCCUAUGCACAUACGUUGCAGCUGUGCAAAAGCCGGAACUGCCCAAAGUGCGAGGAAUCUCCACUUCUAGAGUCGGCUUCUACGAUCCAGAGCUAGGCUUUACUUGCCUAGAUGGGAGCAAGACCAUACCAUUCACCCAGGUAAAUGAUGAUUACUGUGAUUGCUCGGAUGGAAGUGACGAACCAGGAACCAGUGCAUGUCCACAUGGAAGUUUCUACUGUUUUAAUGUCGGUCACAAACCGCAAGUUAUACCAUCCUACAGGGUGAAUGAUGGUAUCUGUGAUUGUUGCGACGGCAGCGAUGAAUAUUUCGAAGAUCAUAACUGUACUAAUGAUUGUCUCCGCAUGGGAAAAGAAGCCAGAGAAAAUGCAGCAAGGUGGGCUGUAUUGUUCAACGCGGGCAAGCAAUUGAGAGCAGAUUUGAGUCAGGAAGGACAGAAAAUUAAAAAUGAAAAACAACAGAAAUUGAACAAGUUGCGCAUCAAUCAAGAGGAAGCGGAGAAAAUCAAAGCUGAACGCGAACAAAUAAAAAUUCAAGCAGAAGAGGCGGAAAACAAAGCUUUGGAGUACUACAGAGAGUUAGAAGAGGAGCAUAAGAAAAAGAAAGAAGAGUUGGAAGCCGAACGCAGCACAGAACAGGCAUUAGAGUAUUUUAAAAAACUGGACAGCAACGGAGAUAAUUUGAUUGAGGUGGCGGAGAUUCAAAGCAGACAGACGUUCGACCGAGAUCGUAAUGGAGAAGUAUCAGCAGAAGAAGCAAAGCUAUUUUUAUCGAACCAGGAGUCGGUCGAUCAGGAGACGUUCAUCGAGCGGACAUGGAAGCUGAUGAAACCAUUCGUAGAACGGGAAUCUGGAAUGUACCAAUCUGCAGGAGAGGCAGAGAGUGUCCCAGAACACGAAGAUUCUGAACAACCAGAGGACGAAGAAGAACAUGAAGAUGACGAGGAAGAAGAGGAACCUGAACAGUCAGUCGGAACUCAAGAACCGGAGAAUGUUCCUUAUGACGAGGAAACUACGAAGUUGGUUGAGACCGCCACCAUUGCGCGAAAUCAGUAUUCGGAGUCCGAAAAGGACGUCAGGACAAUCACAGAUGAGAUUACACGGCUUGAAGACAGUCUAAAGAAAGACUUUGGUGUCGAGGAAGAAUUUGCCAGUUUGGAAGGACAGUGCUUCGACUAUCAAGACCACGAGUACAUCUAUAAGUUAUGCCCUUUUGAGAAAACUCUGCAGAUUCCCAAAUCAAACUCAAUGGAAACGAAUUUGGGAAGGUGGUCUCGCUGGGAUGGAGCCGAAAGCAAUCUAUAUAGCAAAAUGCUAUACGAGAAUGGGCAGAAUUGCUGGAAUGGUCCAAACAGGUCAACGAAAGUGUCGCUGUUUUGCGGAACGGAAAAUAAAAUUACAAGUGUGGCAGAACCCAAUAGGUGCGAAUAUGCAUUCGAGUUUGAGACUCCAGCCGCUUGUUACGAUCCCAGCAACCAGGAGAGUCAAAGUGAUGUGCAUGACGAAUUAUAGAAGGUAUAAUAUGAGUUUAAUGGGUAUUCAAUAAAACAUUUUCCUGUGCUUUUAAGAUUGGUAAUUGGUCAGUAAGCAUAUCAUGCCUCACAUUUUUAUUUAUUUUGGGUGCUUCAACAAAAAAAAUAUUGUAUCAAUAACCAAUUACGUAAAUAAGUAUAGAAAUUAAACAUUUGUGUAUAAGCAGAUAUUGGAGAGCCAGCCAAUUUUCUAUUUUUAUAUAUACGAUUUUAGCGAAAGAUGUUUAGGUAAUUUUGGAUGUAACGUAAUUUUUUCAGUCUUUCGUUUUUAUUACUUUUAAUUGGUAGGGCAUUUUUGUUUAUUUAUAUGCACAUUUCAUACUGGCACACCAAGUCACACUACCUGAAUAUAUUGUUUUUUGUUGGAAAUUCGAA
Messenger RNA from Dendroctonus ponderosae (mountain pine beetle), 2064 nucleotides. RefSeq names its product glucosidase 2 subunit beta (gene GCS2beta). Gene Ontology annotation, cellular component: glucosidase II complex. The record is from RefSeq and is a predicted model, not a curated record. Bases 110 to 1669 code for a protein of 519 amino acids. The transcript is spliced from 10 exons. Gene Ontology annotation, biological process: N-glycan processing. Gene Ontology annotation, molecular function: protein binding. NCBI's taxonomy places the organism in Eukaryota, Metazoa, Arthropoda, Insecta, Coleoptera, Curculionidae.